Scedosporium apiospermum is the source of this 834-nucleotide messenger RNA. Its product is annotated as Prohibitin-1. Gene Ontology annotation, cellular component: membrane; mitochondrion. The coding region runs from base 1 to 834 and encodes 277 amino acids. The record is from RefSeq and is a predicted model, not a curated record. NCBI's taxonomy places the organism in Eukaryota, Fungi, Ascomycota, Sordariomycetes, Microascales, Microascaceae. Gene Ontology annotation, biological process: mitochondrion organization. The transcript has 2 exons.
AUGGCGCAGGCUCUCAACUUCGCCUACCGGAUGGCCGUCCCCGCCGCCAUUGGCGUGGCCUUUCUCCAGCAGUCCAUGUACGACGUGCGAGGUGGAUAUCGAGCCGUCAUCUUCGACAGGCUGUCGGGUGUGAAGGAAUCCGUCAUCAAUGAGGGCACACACUUUCUCGUACCCUGGCUACAGAAGAGCAUCAUCUUCGAUGUGAGGACAAAGCCCAGGAACAUUGCCACGACGACGGGUAGCAAGGAUCUUCAGAUGGUCAGCUUGACCUUGAGGGUUCUUCACAGACCUGAUGUCAAGGCUCUUCCCAAGAUCUACCAGAACCUCGGCCCUGACUACGAUGAGCGCGUCCUCCCCUCCAUCGGUAACGAAGUCCUCAAAGCCAUCGUCGCCCAAUUCGACGCCGCCGAGCUCAUCACCCAACGAGAAGCCGUCUCCCAGCGCAUCCGGACCGACCUAACCCGCCGCGCCUCCGAGUUUAACAUCGCCCUCGAGGACGUCUCCAUCACCCACAUGACCUUCGGCCACGAGUUCACCAAGGCCGUCGAGCAGAAGCAGAUCGCCCAGCAAGAUGCCGAGCGCGCCCGCUUCAUCGUCGAGAAGGCCGAGCAGGAGCGUCAGGCCAACGUCAUCCGCGCCGAGGGUGAGGCCGAGAGUGCCGAUACUAUUAGCAAGGCUAUUGCCAAGGCUGGUGAUGGGUUGAUUCAGAUUCGAAAGAUUGAGGCGAGCAGGGAGAUUGCGCAGACUUUGGCUUCGAAUCCUAAUGUUGCUUAUCUGCCUAGCGGGAAGCAGGGAGGCGGUAGCCAGCUACUCCUCUCUGUUGGAAGAGCUUAA